Messenger RNA from Oreochromis niloticus (Nile tilapia), 983 nucleotides. It is a transcript of the gene swi5, whose product is annotated as SWI5 homologous recombination repair protein. The transcript is spliced from 5 exons. Lineage: Eukaryota; Metazoa; Chordata; Actinopteri; Cichliformes; Cichlidae. The record is from RefSeq and is a predicted model, not a curated record. Bases 115 to 525 code for a protein of 136 amino acids. Gene Ontology annotation, cellular component: Swi5-Sfr1 complex; Swi5-Swi2 complex. Gene Ontology annotation, biological process: double-strand break repair via homologous recombination.
ACUACGCUAUGAAUCUGUUUACCAUUAGCCGCGAACUGCAAACUUCCUUUUCCGUGUUCAGCUGUCGGAUGCUGUAUUAAACCAACACUAACACACAUAUUUCCUUAAGGCAAUAUGAACACGGAGCAGUCCGUUGAAACUAAUUGCUGUGAAAGUAACUGCCCAGUUUCGACGCCGGAGGGAAAUGACUUAAGGAAAGGACAGCUAAAAAGAACUCCAUUCUCAAAGUUUAAGAAAAUACAUUCCCACUUCAAGUCACCUCUUCAAGUACUUGAGAGUGCUAAAGUCAGCCCUACAGAGGAGGUGGAGGAGCUAGAGAGGAGAAGAGAGCAGCUGGAUACAGAGAUAGCACAGCUGGAGGCUGAGGGCUAUAGAGUAGAGGAGCUGGAACAUCAUAUUGAUAAGUUGCAUGAAUACAACGACAUCAAAGACAUUGGGCAGUCACUCCUGGGUCGAAUAGCUGCUCUGAGAGGGACCACCACACGAGAUCUCUACGCUCACUUUGGUCUGGAACUGGAUGACUGAUCAAAAAGAGAAAAUGAAAAUAAAAUGGUGAGGAUGGUUCUUCUGACAAAGAGAACUGCAGGGAAAAAGUUAAAGACCACAAACGUAUUAAUAGAUUUGAUGUCCCCUUUUUUCCUGGUUAACAAUUUUGAUAAUGAAAGGACACUGGGAUUUUUCCAUUAUGCAGGCAAGGUAUUUAAAAUAGGCUAGCUAUUCAAACUUUUUAGUGGGUUCAUUCCAGUCUUUCAAGCUCUCUCUGUGUGUACAAGGAUGUAAAUGCUGCUGAGGGUUAAUUUAAAUGUUUGAGUUUACCUAAAUGGAACUAAAGUAAAGGCCUGUCCGUACUGGCUACUCAAACGGCAGUCGUUUUCUAACUUUGCUUGUUUGGUUUGUUAUUUACAGAAAAGAUGAGAAUGUUGGAGUGUUAAAGUGUACUACCAGUAACUGACAUUAAUUUAUUAAAUGAGGUGCUUAAAUAU